UCCUAGCUGUAUAGACUGCUUAAUAACCCUAUAUUGAAGGCGAUGGAUGAUGAUGAUAAUGGAAGCCAUUAAUUCGUAUAAGUAGCUCACAGAGCCAUCCUCGUGCAUGGGUUCACGCAAUUGGUAGCCACAGUGAAAAUUAAAAACCACCCUCUAAAAUCUAACCACGCACACGCUCUAGCUGCAUUGCUGCAUUUACCCCUUUCAUGAGGGACGUCUCCCUCUUUUUAUUUCCCUCUCUCUCUCUAACCACCCACUACAGCUACAGUGCCACCACCUCUUCUUAUAUAUAGCCAACUUUCUCUCCUUUUCACCAUCAACAAUGGUAUCUUUAGUUUUCUCUCUCCAUCUGUCAAAGUACACAGAAUAAAUCAUAGGCAAGAAAGAUUGGUGUUGGUGCAUGUCAGAGCUGUCCCAUAUAUUAUUGAAUUUGGAGAUUAAGGUACAAAUACAUAGGCCAGCUCGAAAACAAUAAUACUGUAGUAACUGCUGCUGCUCCUGCUUCUCCAAUUGGUUGAGAAUCUGGACAUAUGGAUCAAAGUUUGCUCUGCGAUGAGGUGUGGCCUUCCAGCCCUUUGACGACUGCUAUGAACUACAUGAUUGAUUGUGGAACAUUAUCAAUGUAUGCAAGAAGUAAGGAUGACUAUGAUGAAUCUUUUACUAUAUGCUUGGAGAAGGAGAUGAGUUACAUGCCCCAACCGAACUACGUAGAAAAUCUCUGCUCAAAUCAUUUGGUCAUUGCUAGGUUUAAAAGCAUUCAAUGGUUUAUCAAGUCUAGAAGCCGCUUGAACCUCUCCCUUAGAACUGUUUUUUAUGCUGCAAACUACCUUGAUCGCUUCAUAUCUAUGAAUCACUGUAAUCCAUGGAAAUAUUGGAUGGUGGAAUUGUUGUCUAUUGCUUGCUUAUCCAUUGCCUCCAAGUUUAAUGACACCUGCUCUCCUACCUUGCUUGAAAUUCAGAGGGAGGAUCUGGACUACUCUUUUGACUCCAUCACAAUCCAACGAAUGGAAAUAAUGGUGCUAGAGGCAUUAGGAUGGCGCAUUGCUUCUACAACAGCUUACUCGUACCUAGAACUGCUGUUAUCAUUGAUCAAUCUUGACUCCAGAUCCUUUAAACCUCAAAUUCAGGAACAGUUGAUUACCAAAUUCAACAACUUGCUUCUUGGAGCUAUUUCAGACUCGAAGCUGCUGGAGUUUAGGCCAAGCGUGGUUGCCAUAUCUGCUCUAAGUUGCAGCCUAGACAAGUCAAUUAUUUCAAGUACAGCAUCUGAUACCUACCUAGCCUGUGCUACAAGUCUACUGGAUAACAAUCAAAAGGCUGAGUUGGUCAAGUGCCAGAAGCUCAUGGAAGCACAAGCAGUAGCUGAUGAUUGCUUCUACAACUUACUAGCUCACAGGGUUUUCCAUUUCUGCCCUUCAAGUCCCACAACUGUGUUGCUGAAGGAGCGGAUUAACUUUUCUCAUUAUCAUGUUGAUUUCUCCCUCUUUAAGAUGAGAGCUCAAAGAAUGGACACUGCGGAAUCAACAGCAAGGAUCUGCCGGAAGAGAAAGAGGGAAGAAGAAGAAGAGUAAAAAAAAAAAAAAAAAAAGGUGUCUUUCAUUUUUCCUUUUAAUCUUUAACUUGUAUGCAACUAUAGUAACAACAUAUAGUGAGAUUUACGGCCAAGAAAGUCUUGGCCCAGAAUUUAAACAAACUCCAUGAUAUU
Molecule: messenger RNA, 1705 nt
Organism: Rosa chinensis
Lineage: Eukaryota; Viridiplantae; Streptophyta; Magnoliopsida; Rosales; Rosaceae
Product: putative cyclin-D7-1
Exons: 6
Coding region: 531-1571 (346 amino acids)
Biological process (GO): regulation of cyclin-dependent protein serine/threonine kinase activity; mitotic cell cycle phase transition
Cellular component (GO): cytoplasm; cyclin-dependent protein kinase holoenzyme complex; nucleus
Molecular function (GO): cyclin-dependent protein serine/threonine kinase regulator activity
Source: RefSeq, a predicted model, not a curated record